Messenger RNA from Ustilago hordei, 2226 nucleotides. RefSeq lists its product as uncharacterized. The record is from RefSeq and is a predicted model, not a curated record. NCBI's taxonomy places the organism in Eukaryota, Fungi, Basidiomycota, Ustilaginomycetes, Ustilaginales, Ustilaginaceae. The coding region runs from base 1 to 2226 and encodes 741 amino acids. The transcript has a single exon.
AUGUCAGAAAAGUCCUCCUUUCUCUCGCCAUCCAUGUCGCCUUCCUCUUCUUCGUCCGGCGGCAACCCGCCACCGCCUUAUGGUUUCCACCACCUCCCUCACUCCCCGACCGGAUCACGGUCACCUAGCCGUCCCGGUUCACCACCACAUGGCGGCAGCGUCCCCUCUCCUGGCGGCAUUCCCGGUACCUUUGUCUUUAAUCUUGGCAAGUUCGGCGGCUUCUACAUCGUCAGGAUACCUCCUUCUCUGCAAAAGGUCCUUACUUUGAUUCUGCGCAAAUGGAAGACGCUCAUCUUUGUUGCGCUCUUCGGUACGCUCGCCGCCUUCGGCUUGUUUGGUGCAAUGUCGACAGAGUGGCGCGAGAUGACCUACUACCGAGUCGAUCCUUACCCUGUCGUUCCAGCCACCCACAAGUCCGCUCCCAGCUCAGCAAGUCCCUUCCAUCCACCAUCUUCGCCACCCACCACUCCACCCAAAUUUGGCGCCUGCCUCGGUCCCAAGCGCCUACCUAUCCCUCGUGCUCCUUUGGACGCCUAUGAUACUCCCGACACACAUCCCAAACCGCUCGUCGGAAGCUACGAGGCAGCUGGCAUGCACUUUGGCAAAUGCAUGACCUAUCGAUCAAGAUAUGAGAUGUACUCGGAUGAAGCCCUGAAUAUCACCUACCGCAAGGACAUGUCCCAACUCGAAAAGUACUUUGCCAAAGCAGAAGACUACGAUGAUGACCCGGACAAUGUCAAGCCGCUAAAAAACAAGCCCAGCUCGUCCCAGCUGGACAACAGCACUUCCACCACCACCUCAACAGCCACCAACAGCGAUGAUACGCCCCAGAAGGAGAACAUCGACCCCCUCUACGGUCGACGCAAGCCCGAGGGCAUGAGCGAGGGCGAAUGGGAAGGUCAGCUCCGUGAUCGCUUGUGGCGUGCCAACGUGCUCAGUGAAGAACUCGGUCCCAGCAGCUAUCCCGACUGGCGCGCUCUCAUGGACGCCUGCUACCAGAAGCGUUUGCAUGACCGUGGUAUGGCUGGUGGCGUGGAUCACUUUGACCCUCACAACCUGCCCACCACCGAAGAACCGCAUACCAGCGGAGGUCGUUCGCAUGUCUUCACAACCCCGGAAACCAAGCGAACAGCAGUCGUCAUGCGAUCCUACGAGGGCUAUGCCUGGCGCGAGGACGACAUGCUCAACAUGCGAGCCUUGAUCAGCGAGCUUUCGCUCAACAACCCCAACACCCCUUACGAUGUCCGCAUCUUGGUCGAGGUCAAGUCGCGUCACCUCGCCGUCUUCACCUCCGAAUGGGAUCGUCUCAAUGUGCUUCGAUCCAGUGUACCUCGCGAGUUCUGGGGUCUUGUCGAGCUUUGGACGGAAGAUGAGAUGUGCGCCCUCUACCCAGGCUUACCAGGCAAGUUCCUGAACAACAUGUUUGCCCAGACCUCCUACCGAUCUUGUCUCAUGGCCCUGCAGAAGUUCUACCUCGACCACCAGGAGUAUGACUUUGUCUACAACUGGGAGAUGGAUGUGCGUUACAUUGGCAACUACCUCGACUUCUUUGAGGGCAUCGAGGACUACUCGCGUAACGAGCCUCUCCAUGCCGGUAUGGACAAGUACGACACCUGGCUUGUACCCAACGUCACUGCCUCCGAAGACAACUGGCGCGACAACAAGACGCUCACCGUGGGACGCGGACAGGAGGCCGAUCUGAUCACAUUGGGACCCAUUUUCGACCCAAGAGGCUCGGGAUGGUACUGGGAGUACGACGUGCAAAACUAUCCACCAGGACAGAGCACCGACCGUCGAGCUUCGAUCGGUACCAACAUGCGUAUCAGUCGAGGCCUGCUCGAGGCCAUGAAUGUAGUCAACGCUGAAGCCAAAAAGUCGCUCCACUGUGAAGCAUGGCCCACAACGCUGGUAUUGCAUUCGCAGCUGCCCAUGUCGCACGACCACUCAUUCUAUCCAGAGGCCGGCUUCACUCACAACCUACCACUUCCAUUCAAGGGCGUCUUCGUGCCACAUCCAGUCUACUUCCGUCACGUAUGGGAGCCCGAGGUGCUGCACAACCGAAUCAACCGACCAGACUUUUACAAGAAGAUCAACGAAAAGGUGAUGCGCGAUAGCUCCUUCUACUACGAUGGCAAGCACAGCAAAGAGGUCUAUGUUGGAUGGAAGGAGAAGGAGAACGUUUGCCGUGCACCGAUGCUCUUGCAUCCCAUCAAGCAGGUCAACUAG